Messenger RNA from Trichomycterus rosablanca, 836 nucleotides. RefSeq names its product engrailed homeobox 2b (gene en2b). The record is from RefSeq and is a predicted model, not a curated record. NCBI's taxonomy places the organism in Eukaryota, Metazoa, Chordata, Actinopteri, Siluriformes, Trichomycteridae. Gene Ontology annotation, molecular function: DNA-binding transcription factor activity, RNA polymerase II-specific; RNA polymerase II cis-regulatory region sequence-specific DNA binding. Gene Ontology annotation, biological process: regulation of transcription by RNA polymerase II; multicellular organism development; neuron differentiation. Gene Ontology annotation, cellular component: nucleus. The transcript is spliced from 2 exons. Bases 1 to 750 code for a protein of 249 amino acids.
AUGGAAGAGAAAGAUCAAAGCAGCAGAGAUGCGGGGGACGAAUCUAACCGAGCCAUCCUGCCCCUGCUCGAACCUCCCGCAAACCUGCACAGGAUCACCAACUUCUACAUCGACAACAUUUUGCGGCCGGACUUCGGUCGGAGGAAAGAGAGUCAGAUUUUCCUGAAUCCAGCCGGCCGGGACGAUCUUAACGCGCUGGGACGGGAGAACCGGUGUCCGUCCGAGGCGGGGACUGAAUCUGACCGUGCGGGAUCACCGAGCUCGGGUGAAGGUGCGUCGAGUCCCGCAGCCGGAGGCGCAAAGCCUGGAGCGGACAGCGGCGCGGAUCAGAGCGCAAACGACUCGGACAGCAGCGCGACGCCCGCAAAGCAGCCCAUGUUGUGGCCCGCCUGGGUUUACUGCACCAGAUACUCGGACAGACCCUCAUCAGGUCCCCGGUCGCGCAGAUCGAAAAAGAAAAGCGUCGGGAGUCGGGAGGACAAGCGGCCGCGGACCGCAUUCACGGCGGAGCAGCUCCAGCGGCUGAAGACGGAGUUCCAGUCCAACCGGUACCUGACCGAGCAGCGGCGCCAGAGCCUGGCCACCGAGCUCCAGCUCAACGAGGCUCAGAUCAAGAUCUGGUUCCAGAACAAGAGAGCCAAGAUCAAGAAGGCCACGGGCAGCAAGAACUCGCUGGCGGCGCACCUGAUGGCGCAGGGGCUGUACAACCACGCCACCACCUCCAAGGAGGACAAAUCGGACAGCGACUGACCGCAGGAGCGCAUUUGAACUGUCACUGAGACCCUGAUCAGCCUGGUGCUCACUGAUCCAGCACCACGGACUGGAUGAACUAAUGC